Microthlaspi erraticum is the source of this 1257-nucleotide messenger RNA. The record is from the annotation of a GenBank genome assembly. Lineage: Eukaryota; Viridiplantae; Streptophyta; Magnoliopsida; Brassicales; Brassicaceae.
AUGCCUGAGGAUUUGAAAUCAAAGGCUAAGGAGAUCUGUUCGGUCAGAUUACAGCGAUCACUUUAUGGACUAAAACAGUCCGGACGCAUGUGGUAUAAUCGCUUAAGUGAAUAUUUGUUGAGUAAAGAUUACGUCAACAAUGCGAUAUGCCCUUGCGUAUUCAUUAAGAAAUCCUCGUCAGGAUUUGUGAUUAUUGCUGUAUAUGUAGAUGACCUGAACAUGAUUGGAACUCAAAAGGAAAUUGAUGAUGCAAGAACUCAUAUGAAAGAAGAGUUUGAAAUGAAAGAUCUUGGAAAGACAAAGUUUUGUCUUGGGCUCCAGAUAGAGCAUUUCCAAGAUGGUAUAUUUGUGCAUCAGUCAAAUUACACUAAAAGAGUGUUAAAACGCUUUUAUAUGGACAAAGCAACUCCUUUGAGUACUCCAAUGGUUAAUAGAUCUCUUGAUGUUGAAAAGGAUCCAUUCCGUCCUUGUGAGGAUAACGAGGAAGUGUUAGGUCCUGAAGUACCUUACAUGAGCGCUAUUGGUGGACUAAUGUAUCUUGCAAAUUGCACUAGACCAGAUAUAGCAUUCGCUACUAAUCUGCUUGCAAGAUAUAGUUCGUCCCCUACGCGCAGACAUUGGAAUGGAAUAAAACAUAUUUUUCGUUAUCUUCAAGGAUCAAUUGAUUUAGGAUUAUUUUAUCCUAAAAACUCAAAAUGUGUUUUAGUUGGUUUUGCUGAUGCAGGAUAUCUAUCAGAUCCACACAAAGCUAGAUCACAAACAGGUUAUGUUUUCACAAUUGGUGGAACCGCGGUCUCCUGGCGUUCGCAAAAGCAAACUUUGGUUGCAACGUCUUCAAAUUAUGCAGAAACUAUUGCUCUCCAUGAAGCAUGUAGAGAGUGUGUAUGGCUCCGGUCUAUGACUCAUCACAUACAAGAAUCAAGUGGAAUAGUCAUAGAGAAAGAGCCAACAAAAAUAUUUGAAGACAAUUCUGCAUGUGUCACACAACUCAAAGAAGGUUAUAUCAAGAGUGACAGAACGAAGCAUAUUCCUCCAAGAUUUUUCUCAUACACUCAAGAACUCCAGAAAAAUCAAGAAGUGGACAUCGAGUAUAUUCGUUCAAGUGACAAUGCAGCCGAUCUUUUUACAAAGGCGCUUCCUACUACAGUGUUCAAGAAGCAUGUUCACAGUAUUGGAAUGCGUCGUCUACAAAACUUUGAAAAGAAAAGAUUAUAUCUUUUCCAGGGGGAGAUUAUGCUGCGGUACUCUUUUUCCUAA